AUGAAAGAGGCAAAAAAGGUGGGGCUAAAAGCGUUACCCAAUCAGGAAAAGACCUACGAUGAUCCAAGAUUUAUCAAGUUAUACGAUUCAGGUUCUGAGUAUACCAUGGAUGAAAAUGACGAGGGCCCCACAUUUGCUCACCUUAAAAACAUAAAAAUUUGCAAUGAAGAGAAAAAAAAAACGCUUAGUAAGAUAUGCUGCACCAAGAAUUACCUUUUCGUUGGUACUUGUAGUGUGUUCAACCAAGUGCGCGUCUUUAAUUACAACAAUUUGAUUAACUCCAAAAAGGAGAGCGAAGAUUUGAGUAGUAUCCCCAUAGUAGGCGACAAUAAGCAAACAAGUGAAGGACAAAGUAAAAAAAAUAAAAAGGAAGAACCGCGUGGACUGAAUAAUCACGGUGAAGCCUUCAUCAGCUUAUGUGACAUUUACAGGAAGAGCAAAUUUUAUACGGCCAAACAGGACUACAGCAAGGACAACAUGCUAAGCAUAGACCUUUUCCAGAAUAAAAUUAAUAGGAAAAACGUGAAGAGAAGCAACAGUGUGCAUAAAAAGGUGCAUCAAGGGCAUUCCACGAAUGAGGCGAACUCGAAGGAAAUUGCACCAAAAGGGGAAAGAAACAUCAGUGACAAUAUUGUAAAGGAGGAGAAGCAGAAAAAAAAGGAAAACAAAUCGACCCAAAUCGAUUUAAAAGACAAAGUGAUGAAUUUCAACCAAAAGGGCUACCUAGAAUUAAGUGACAACGAAACAACAUUUCGGGAGGAAUAUUUAUACUAUGAUAAUUUUGCGGGGAUUCCCCCCCAAAAAAAAGACAUACACCCCAUUAGAAUUACGAACGAAAUGAGAGAAGAGGAAAGAAACAAAAGAGAAAAAGAAGAAGAAAUGGAAAAGAAAAAAAAAAUCGAUGAAGAAAAUUUGAGAAAUGAGCAGUUAGCAAAAAAUGGUUGCUACUUGAAUAAGGAUAUGUUAGAAAUAAACAUAGAUGUAAUUAAGAGAAAAACAACACAGGUGAAUAAUUUGCUAGAGUACAUUGGAGCUUUCGUUAAUGUAUCUUCCCCAAUCAUAGUGAUGAAAACAAAUCGUGAGGAAAAUAUUUUAUCUGUUUUAACCUUCGGCGGGGAUGUGUACAGCUAUGACAUCUGUGAACAUUCACUAAAACAGCUGAGGGAAAAAAGAAUUAAAAAAAUCGAAUUCUUUAGUAAUAUAGAGAAUUAUUUUAUGGAGCAAGAAAAAAAUAAUACAUCAAAUGAAUUCUUGGAGGAAGAUUUUUCAGAGGAGGUAACUGCAUCGGCAUUGUCUCUCUCCAAAUCACAUUUCACCAAUUCGGUAAAAUAUUUUGAUUUCCUCCCAGAUGAUAAAACGCUAAUUUGUGUGGGACAAAACAAGGACUACUUCCUUUCAUUUAUUAACUGCCAUAAUGGGAAGAAAAUUAUAUAUCAUAAAAAAAUAAAGGUUAAAAAGCUUAUCCACAACGUUGUCCUGAACUCGAAUAAAAUGAGUAAAGAUAAAAUGCUACCUACUCUCAUGCACGAUUUUAGCUAUGUAUAUGUGGAACGGGAGAAAAAAAAUUUUAAUGGCGAAAUUGGGAAUUAUGUUUACAUUGGAUCGUCCUGUGGUUACUUAGUUUUCAUUUUUCUUGGAGACAAGUUUCAGCGGUUUGUUAAUAAUUUACUGACGAAUGACCAGGUGAGGAGCGGCUCCCUCUUCACCUACGACGAAGGGGUCGAUGAAAACGUGUGGGCCGAUGAAAACGAGUGGGCCAAGAUCGUCACCCAGAGCGUCCUAGGCAACGUGGACGAUGUGUAUACAGUAAGGAAGGACGAGUUGUAUGCGCUUUACGGGGAUGAGCACAACGUGGGCAGCAGUACGAAGAUGAAUGGGAAUGGAAAUUUAAGCGGCAAUGUGGAUGACAAUCUGCGUGGCAACAUCGGUGGCAGCCUGAGCAACACUGCGCAUCGACCCAGUGACCAAGGCGCACCCCCUGACAACCCCAAGGAAAACAUUUUCAAAGAAGCAGAUCACAACUCCUUUUCCUACGCAUUAUGCAUUGCCAAGAAUGUAAAAAUAAACUCCAUUAUAAGCCUCAAUACACACAAAAAUGAGUACAUUCAUUUGAUUGUAGGGCUUAACGACGGACGAUUGCUGGACUUCCUUUUUCGUAUAUCCCCGCACUUUACUCCCACGUCCUCUUCCAUCACGAGCUGUGGGUACUACCCUGCUUUGAGUCAAAAUUGUUCGGAAAAAAAUCCCAGUCAUAAUAAGUCCCAAAGAAAUGGGAACACGGAGUGUGCUGAGGAUAAUCCUUCUUCCCGUAUCGAUAAUAUUAAUUUCAUACAAGAAAGCGAAAAAGAAUUGUAUGACUUCACAGGGUUACACAAAUCGAGCAGAAUAAGUAAAAUCAAUUUGUAUCAAAGUGGCUCGCAACAUUUUCUUGUUUUUAUAAAUUCAAAUGUGAAAAAAAUUCGCGAAAUGUCCGAUAAAAAAUUUUACACAACAUACGUGUUAAAUAUGUAUA
This is a messenger RNA of Plasmodium cynomolgi strain B, 2512 nucleotides long. RefSeq lists its product as hypothetical. The transcript has a single exon. Lineage: Eukaryota; Apicomplexa; Aconoidasida; Haemosporida; Plasmodiidae. The annotation marks the transcript as partial. The record is from RefSeq and is a predicted model, not a curated record.